Molecule: messenger RNA, 477 nt
Organism: Acaromyces ingoldii
Lineage: Eukaryota; Fungi; Basidiomycota; Exobasidiomycetes; Exobasidiales; Cryptobasidiaceae
Exons: 2
Coding region: 1-477 (158 amino acids)
Biological process (GO): translation
Cellular component (GO): mitochondrion; large ribosomal subunit
Molecular function (GO): structural constituent of ribosome
Source: RefSeq, a predicted model, not a curated record
AUGUCGACGGCGGCUGAGCAGCAGGUGCAGCAGCAGGCAGCAGCGCAGGCAAAGGUGCCGACGACGCACUACCGCAUCACCCUGCGGCGGUCGGCCAUUGGGCUGCCCGAGAAGACGACAAAGAUUCUCAAGGCGCUUGGACUGAGGAAGCGGCUGCAGAGCGUCUACCGUCCGCAGCGAGGCGACAUGGCGGGCGCCAUCCUCGCUGUCAAGGAGCUUGUCCACGUCGAGAAUGUUCGGCGGCUCGAUGGCGGCCUCGAAGAGGCUGCCAAGGCACAAGCAGAGGCCCAUCUCCUGAGGGACGAGGACGCCGUCUGGGUCAAUGGGCUUGGUGAGGUUGUCGACUGGGGUGGAAAGCGGGCGAGAAAGGCGCCGCGGGGGUACAAGGUCGUAGCAAACGUCGCCAACGAGGUCCGACAUGCCGAGAUUGUCGGUGCCGCCAACGACAGUUUGAAUGGUUCAGUAAAUCAGCAAUGA